Molecule: messenger RNA, 960 nt
Organism: Pseudoliparis swirei
Lineage: Eukaryota; Metazoa; Chordata; Actinopteri; Perciformes; Liparidae
Gene: ccr7
Product: chemokine (C-C motif) receptor 7
Exons: 1
Coding region: 16-960 (314 amino acids)
Biological process (GO): G protein-coupled receptor signaling pathway; chemotaxis; inflammatory response
Cellular component (GO): membrane
Molecular function (GO): chemokine (C-C motif) ligand 19 binding; C-C motif chemokine 19 receptor activity; chemokine (C-C motif) ligand 21 binding
Source: RefSeq, a predicted model, not a curated record
UUCCGCCGCUGGUUCAUGCCGACCUUCUACUCCGCCAUCUUCCUCCUGGCGCUGGCGGGGAACCUGCUCGUCAUCCUCACCUUCUUCCACUUCAGGCGCAUCAAGACCAUGACGGACGUGUACCUGCUCAACCUGUCCUUCGCCGACCUCCUCUUCGCCCUGUCGCUCCCCUUCUGGGCGGCCAACUCCACCGCGGCGUGGGCGCUGGGCGCGGCGGCGUGCAAGGCCGUGCACGCCGCCUACAAGCUCAGCUUCUACAGCGGCAUGUUCCUCCUCACCCUCAUCGGCGUGGAGCGCUACGUCGUCAUCGCCCGCGCCGUCUCCGCCCGCCGCUACCGCUCGCGCGCCGUGUUCCUCGGCAAGGCGUCGUCGGCCGCCGUCUGGGCGGCGGCGCUGAUCUUCUCGCUCCCGGAGAUGAGCUACGCCGCGGUCGUCAACGACACCUGCACGCCGUACUCCAGCAGCGCCGACAAGCUGCGCGUCAAAAUCCAGGCGGGCCAGAUCGCGCUGGCGUUCGCCGUCCCCCUGCUGGUUAUGAGCGCGUGCUACAGCGGCAUCGUGCGGACGCUGUGCCGCGCCCGCGGCUUCCAGCGCAACAAGGCCAUCAAGGUGAUCCUCGCCGUGGCCGCCGUCUUCCUGCUCGGCCAGGUGCCGUACAACCUGGUGCUGGUCGUGAACACGGCGGUCGCGGCCAACGGGGGAACGACGGACUGCGACUUCGAGAACGCGCUCCUGUACGCCGCGGACGUCACGCAGUGCGCGGCGUUCCUGCGGUGCUGCCUCAACCCCUUCGUCUACGCCUUCGUCGGGGUCAAGUUCCGCCGUGACCUCCGGCGGCUGCUGAAGGACUCGGGCUGCCGGAGCCACGAUGGGCUCAUCGGGUUCACCACCGGGGGCGGGGGGGGGAGGGGGAGCUCGGGGGCCACCGACACCGAGACCACCACCAGCUUGUCCCCGUGA